CGCUUACGAUCUAAAUAGAAAACGUUAAAUAUCCCUAUCAGAAAUAGCACUGAGUUGUUAAUGUAGGAUACCAGACACAGAACACCGCACCCGCAGUGCGACAAAUUACAAUAGCAAAUCACAUUAAUACAGCUAAGCGGAAAUGGAGAUAGAGCUAGAGGAGGUGGAGCGCCAGCUGCGGAGCGCCAAGGGCGUGCCCAGCGCUGACAAGCUCAUCAAGUACCUGAGGCUGGUACGCGACCUACACAUCCGCGACUCGCCCACUGUUGCACGGUACGGCAACAUCCUGCUGCGGCACUACCGGAGCCACCUGUCGGAGGAGGAAUUGUGGACGGUCCACGAGCAGGUGGCGGUGGCGGCGCUGGACAGCCACGCGCUGCAGUUCGCCGCCUCCGCCAUCAGGGCCAUCAACCGCCGCUUCCCGGACAGCAACCGAGCCAGGAGGCUGCAGGGCAUGUACUUCGAGGCUGCGGGGGACUACGGGCGCGCCGAGGAGAUCUACCGCGACAUCCUGGCGCUGGAGCCCGCCAACGAGGCGGCUCUGAAGCGCCUGGUGGCCCUGGAGCGCAGCCGCGGCAACCUACACGCCGCUGUGGAGGCGCUGCGCAAGUACCUGGACGUGUUCGCAAACGACAAGGAGGGCUGGGAGGAGCUGGCGGAGCUGUACCUGGAGGCCCUGAACUACCGGCAGGCGGCCUUCUGCUACGAGGAGCUGCUGAUGCAUGCGCCGGGCAACAGCAGCUACUACAUCCGAUAUGCGGACAUCCUGUACACCCUGGGGGGCGCAGCCAACUGCAAGACGGCUCGCUCCUACUACGCGAAGGCUGUGGAGCUGACCGCGGGUGGCAGCCUGCGGGCGCUGUUCGGCAUCCUGGCCUGCUCUGCACACAUUACGGACAAGGUUGCCCUCCAAGAUGCGCGAAGCCGGGCACAAAUUGAGCUACCCGAGGUUACGACCAAGGCGCUUCUGCGCAUUUACAAGCAGCACGCACCGGACAAGCUGCCCUUCGUCGAGCCAAUCUUGGCAAAGCUUAGCGGCCAUGGGUUGUAACCCGAGGGAUUACAGCUGUAUGGCUGUGACUAGGAACGCUAUCUGGACGGCUCAACUUCAAUUGUAACAUGCGGCAUGGUUCCAAACUUUGUAGCCUGUGUAGCCUAUAAUUUUUUAAGAAUUCUCGUGUCCGAAUUCUCGUGUCUGUAAUAAUAUGUCCUGG
This is a messenger RNA of Astrephomene gubernaculifera, 1214 nucleotides long. The record is from the annotation of a GenBank genome assembly. NCBI's taxonomy places the organism in Eukaryota, Viridiplantae, Chlorophyta, Chlorophyceae, Chlamydomonadales, Astrephomenaceae.